Anopheles nili is the source of this 1650-nucleotide messenger RNA. RefSeq names its product protein LTV1 homolog (gene LTV1). Gene Ontology annotation, cellular component: cytosol; nucleus; preribosome, small subunit precursor. The coding region runs from base 106 to 1566 and encodes 486 amino acids. NCBI's taxonomy places the organism in Eukaryota, Metazoa, Arthropoda, Insecta, Diptera, Culicidae. The record is from RefSeq and is a predicted model, not a curated record. Gene Ontology annotation, biological process: ribosomal small subunit export from nucleus; ribosomal small subunit biogenesis. The transcript is spliced from 5 exons.
CCGCAUGCAGAUGCACGAGUUUUCUCUUUAAUCGCCAAUAAAACGCUAGUUUUCUGCGUAAAUUUCUUUUACUGCUAAUAAAGUUGUUCUGCAUCGCAAUAAGCAAUGGGAAAGAAAAAGUUCAUCGAUAAAAAAUCGGCAGUCACGUUCCGUUUAGUGAACCGUAGCCAGCAUGAUCCGCUGUACGUAGAUGAGACGGCACCGCAACAAGUAUUGGUACCAGUGAGACUUCCCCCGAAAUAUGCAAAUUUAAUUGGCAAUAAUGCCCGCCAGUCAGCUUCCGGACAUAAAGUCGACAUUGCUAAGCGUAAAAAAGAGCAAGCUAAGUUUGGUAUAUUCUUCGACGAUGAUUACGACUAUUUGCAACAUCUUCGAGAACCAGGACGUAACGAAGUGGUAUGGGAACCCGUCUCCUCAAAGUCGGCCAAAGAUGCCAACUCUUCCGCACCGCAAGAUGAUUCCGUUCGCAUCAAAUUACCCAGCUCGGCAUUUGCGUCGGAAUUCGAAGAAAAAGAAGGAAUCAUGAAGAAAGCUUUGAAUUCGACGCCUGGUCCGAGGCCAGAUUGGGAUCCCGAUGUGGUGGCGGCUCUUGAUGAAGAUUUCGAUUUCGAUAAUCCUGAUAACGAGCUGGAGGAUAAUUUUAUGGAGCUAGCUAUGCACAAAAAUGCUAACGAAGAUGAAGAGUAUUUUGAUGAGGAGGACGAGGAGGAUAUAGAUUCCGAUAAUAUGGAAGGUGGCUAUUCAGAUGAAGAACGCGACGGCCUAGGCCCGCUAGACGAUGCCUUUGGAAGAGAAGAAACGAAAUCUCGUUUUACGGAAUACUCUAUGUCAAGCAGUGUGAUUCGUCGUAACGAGCAACUUACCUUGCUGGACGAUCGUUUUGAGAAAUUCUACGAGCAGUAUGAUGAUCCGGAAGUAGGUGCAUUAGAAUGUGAGGAAAUUGAAGGACACGUGGAACCUAAUGACGAUGUUUUGCUGAGAUGUGCGGAAGAAUUCAAGAAAAAUCGCGAUGGAAAAUUUGAUGCUGAAUUUGAAAAGCAAUGGAUUAAAGAGCGACUUCUACAACUUCAAGAAGAACCAUCUUUUGACGAAAGCAUGGUAAAGAUGGAAAUUGAGGAUAACGCACAGAAGAAAUGGGACUGUGAAAGUAUCCUCUCGACAUACAGUAACAUCUACAACCAUCCAAAGCUGAUUCAAGAACCGAAGCGAAACCCUAAAAUUCGAAUCAAUCCUAAAACGGGAUUGCCCGAAAAUGUGCUCGGUGCUGAAGGAGGAAAAUUAACUAUGAAAUCAAUUGCCAAGUUUGAGCAAGGAGAAAGUGAGCAAAAGACAGGUCCGAAGUCGCUCUGUGAUGGCAGUGUCAUUUCUACCCUCAGUGUACUUUCCAUUCGACCCACGGAUGAAUCUUCGGAAGAAAAACGAGAACGCAAAAAAUUAUUGAAAGAAUACCGUGCAGAGCGCAGGAUAGAACGCAAAGCAAACACUCAAGCCUUCAAGCAUGAAAAGCAACUGCAGGAGAAGAACAAGAUCAACAAUCAGAUAAAUGCGGGUCAAAAGAUCGUCUAAAUGUCGAUCUGUUUCUUAUUUGUCUAGUUGUCGUCUCGUAUGUAUGUCCCAUUUUAUUCGUGCUUUGCAUAAUAAUAAAGUGAA